Sphaeramia orbicularis (orbiculate cardinalfish) is the source of this 1408-nucleotide messenger RNA. RefSeq names its product melanin-concentrating hormone receptor 1b (gene mchr1b). Bases 53 to 1135 code for a protein of 360 amino acids. The transcript is spliced from 2 exons. The record is from RefSeq and is a predicted model, not a curated record. Lineage: Eukaryota; Metazoa; Chordata; Actinopteri; Kurtiformes; Apogonidae. Gene Ontology annotation, molecular function: melanin-concentrating hormone receptor activity; neuropeptide binding. Gene Ontology annotation, biological process: neuropeptide signaling pathway. Gene Ontology annotation, cellular component: neuron projection; plasma membrane.
GAAAAUAGUUUUGCCCUCGUUUAAUUAAUACGCUUACCAGCUCUACAAAAGAAUGGACUUUGUUAACAAUUCGUCUUCCUUCUCUUUACCAGAGAUUCUUGAAGACGGACAUGAGCAAUACAACAUGUUCAUGCCCAGCAUCUACGGUGUCAUCUGUUUCUUGGGGAUCUUAGGGAACUGUAUUGUCAUCUACACCAUUGUUAAGAAGACCAAGUUCUGCUCUCAGCAAACAGUGCCAGACAUAUUCAUCUUCAGUUUGUCCAUCGCAGACCUCUUGUUUCUUCUUGGCAUGCCUUUUCUCAUUCACCAACUCGUAGGAAAUGGCUCCUGGUGCUUUGGUGCCACAAUGUGCACGGUCAUUACAGCACUGGACUCUAACAGCCAGACAGUGAGCACAUACAUCCUGACUGUGAUGACUCUGGACCGAUACCUUGCAACGGUGCACCCCAUCCGCUUCAAACAUGUCCGGACUCCCUUCAUGGCCGGUGCUGCAGUUGCACUUGUGUGGGUGUUUUCUUUGGUUUCCAUCACUCCGGUGUGGAUGUACACAGGACUCAUGCGUCUCAAGGAUGGCUCAGUUGGCUGUGCUCUGCUGCUGCCCGACCCAGAAACAGACAUGUACUGGUUUACCCUUUACCAGUUCUUCUUGGCCUUCGCUCUGCCUUUGGUGGUUAUCUGUGGUGUGUAUUUCAAGAUUCUCCAAAGCAUGUCAGUUACAGUCGCCCCAUUGCCUCAGCGCAGCCUGAGGGUGCGUACACGAAAGGUGACUCGUAUGGCCGUGGCCAUAUGUCUGGCAUUCUUCAUCUGCUGGGCUCCAUACUACAUCUUGCAGCUGGCCCACCUGGGAGUGCACCGGCCUACCUUUGCUUUCCUGUACGCCUACAACAUCGCCAUCAGCUUGGGCUAUGCCAACAGCUGUAUUAACCCUUUCAUCUACAUUGUGUUAAGUGAAACAUUUAAGAGGCACUUCAUUUUAGCCAUCCGGCCGUCCCGCAGGGGGUUCAGAAUUGCCCCCGCUCUGGCUGAUGGCAGCAUGUCCCUGAGGAUGGCACCAGACAGUUUGCAUCCGUCUCAGUCGCAGUCCUCCAGGGAACUUCUCCAAAACAUGUUGCCUGUCACUGUGGCUGUGCAUUGAGUUGGAUAAAUACUGUCCAGAAGUGUCAACAAAUGACCAUAUGCUAGGCUCUGUCUCAACAAACACCCUGCGGUCACACUAUAGCAACUCCUACCUAUUUCAUGUCACAGAAUUUCUUGGAAAAAACAUUUGAAACUAUGAAAAAGUUAGAAUAUUUGCAAGAUAAACAUUGCAUGUAAUAUUACAGCCAGUGAUAAGCAAAAGCUACUUUCAAUAAAUGGAGUAAAACACCUAAACUUUUGUAUCUAUCUGCAAUGAAUACAACGACUUUGA